GAAGGGAAAGGAACCUCCAGGACCCAGACCCGUCCCUAUUCUGUGAAAUCUGUUACAGUUGGACCUCAAUAGGCUCUGUGAGGGGCUUUGUGAGAAUGCAGAAUGGUGCUGCAUUUGAUACCUCCCAACCAAUGAAUUAUGCCGUCUCCAACAUUAUAUCUGCCAUUGUGUAUGGAAACCGCUUUGAUUAUGCAGACCCUAAGUUUAAGGACCGUGUCAACAGAGCCAAUGAAAGUGUUGCAGUCACUGGCUAUGCAUCAAUACAGGUUUAUAACAUCUUUCAUUGGCUGCGUCAUUUUCUCUGGAGCUGGAGACGUCUGAUGAAGAAUGUGUAUGAUGAAUUUGAGGAGAUUAGACACCUGGCCAGGAGACGGCAAGAGAGUUUGGACCCUCAAGACUGCCAGGGCUUCAUUGAUUCCUUCCUGAUCCGGAAAGAGAGUGCUGAGGUACUGACCAGUUUAUAUGGGCUAUCAUUCACUGAGGAAUCAAUCUUGUUUGUGUGCGUGCGCCUGUUUGCGGCCGGCACAGACACCACGGGGGCUACACUGUGCUGGGGGCUAUUGCUUAUGGCCAAGUACCCUCAAAUCCAAGACCGAAUGCAGGAGGAGAUUGACCGGGUGAUCGGUGGGCGACAGCCUGUGGCUGAGGACAGGAGGAGCCUCCCCUACACCAACGCUGUGAUCCACGAGACCCAGAGAGUCGCCAACAUCGUGCCCAUGAGUAUACCUCACUCCACCAGCUGUGAUGUCCACUUCCAGGGAUACUUCAUCAAGAAGGUAGGUUUUAACUAUAUGCAUGUGACGAUAAACUUCCUUGUAUCCUUGUUGAGGGAUGAAGCUGAGUGGGAGAAGCCCUCUUCAUUUCACCCAGAGCAUUUCCUGGACGACAAGGGGCAGUUUGUCAAAAGAGAUGCUUUCUUGCCUUUUUCAGCAGGGCGUAGGGUGUGUCUGGGCGAGAGUCUGGCCAGGAUGGAGCUCUUCCUCUUCUUCACCACUCCUCUCCUGCACUUUCACUUCACGCCGCCCCCUGGAGUUUCGGAGGACGAGCUGGACCUGACACCCGCCGUAGGAUUUACCCUCACCCCCUCCCCCCACAAGCUGUGUGCAGUUCCAAGGGGCUAUAGUUAUGACAUGGCAGGAGACUCCGAAUGAAGUGAUGAGUUGAGGAGACUGGAGUCUAUGGACA
This is a messenger RNA of Alosa alosa (allis shad), 1185 nucleotides long. Its product is annotated as cytochrome P450 2K1-like. NCBI's taxonomy places the organism in Eukaryota, Metazoa, Chordata, Actinopteri, Clupeiformes, Clupeidae. Gene Ontology annotation, biological process: xenobiotic metabolic process. Gene Ontology annotation, molecular function: heme binding; iron ion binding; oxidoreductase activity, acting on paired donors, with incorporation or reduction of molecular oxygen, reduced flavin or flavoprotein as one donor, and incorporation of one atom of oxygen. The transcript has 9 exons. The record is from RefSeq and is a predicted model, not a curated record. Bases 96 to 1151 code for a protein of 351 amino acids. Gene Ontology annotation, cellular component: cytoplasm; intracellular membrane-bounded organelle.